AUGAGCAGCAACUCGGCGAUUCUCGGAAUGGAGGAGGAGGACAUGCUAAGACUUGAUCUCCUCACAGCCACAUCUGAAGGAAACUAUCCGAAGGUGAAAAAGUUGCUCGAUUUGGGCGUACCGGUUGACUCGCACGAUGACGAUUUUGUGACUCCAUUGCAAAUAGCUGCUGCUCUUGGGGAUAAUUGGAUGGUUUCCACCUUCAUCGAUAUUGGCGCUAGCAUUGAUUCAUGUAAUCAAGUGGGUAUGACGGCUUUUCAUCACGCUUGUCGAGAGGGUCGUCUAAAUGUGAUCGAAACUCUACUGCAACGUGGGGCUGACAUUCACAAAUUCACCUUCCUUGGAGCAACCGGCUUAACCCUAGCGACAGCAGGAGGCCAUCUCGAUGUAGUGAAGAAACUUGUCGGUUUACAUUUGGAAGUCUCGCCAAAACCCUACGGACCGACGCUCACAAACUCUUUCUGUCCAUCGCCAUUGAUUGUGGCGGCUGUUGGGUCGAGUCCACAAAUUUGCGGCUAUCUAACAUCCAGAGGCGCUCCUGUGGAUGAGGUGUUGGCACCAUUGCUCAAUUUGACCGCACUCACAUCGGUGAUUCUCUGCUCGCGACCUGAAAGCUCUUACAACACGAUUGUGUCUGCGUUACUCGAUUUGGGAGCCGAUCCAACUCGGCGAACAUUUCGAAACGGAAAAUCAGCAAUCGAGUUAGCAGAUGAUUUGAAACGAGAGGAGAUCCUAUUGAAUCUUUACGACAAAAAUCGAAUUCGACACGAUCUCGCUCAGCCAACCGAUUUCCGGCAACUUCUCCGCGAGAAUGCGCUCGAUCAAUUACCCGAAGCGCUUCAAACAAAGACAACGAAUUUGCCGGAUGCGAUUACUCCAUUGAUGUGGGCGGUUGCGGUGGGAAGUGCACAAGGAGUUUACAAACUGUUGGAGAUGCGCUACAAUGUUGACGCACAGGAGACAAAGUAUGGGUACUCAGCGUUGAUGUUGGCCGCCUUUUUGAGAGAAGACGAAAUCGUGGAUCUCCUCCUGGAGAUGGGCGCCGGUGUCGAAAGAACUGAGCCGAACACAUUACACCAAACUUCUUAUGAUCUCUACCUUACAGCUACAGAAGACACCCUUCCGGAGAUCCGAGCUCGUCUCCAUCGCUACAAACCAAAAGAGAAAAGUCUGAAUCGAGGGAAAAGCAAGAAGUUCUCGACAUCGGGAUCGAAGACCUUGUUGAAAAGAUUUGGACAAAUCACGCAAAUGAUGAGCAAAACGAAGAACCAAUUGGGACUCUCGGAUCCACAAGAAGGAGCAAGUCAUAUCAAUAUGAGGGAUUGGACAGAGAAUCGGAUACAAUCGGCGCUGGUUGAUGGAAGGAAUCAUCGGAAGCUUGUUCGCGUCGAGCAGAUCCUUCACCGUUUGCGUCACAUCUCUCCACCUAUCACAAGGAGUCUCGACAGCGAUUUUGAGGCGGUUCGAAGUUUGGCGGCGGAAAACGCCACUUUCGCUUUGACGACUUUCUACGAUCACUACAGCGAGACGCACAUCGAGCGUCGUGUUGAAUCCGAGCCAACUAGUCUCGAGUAUGAUGUGGCAAUGAAAUACGCUAAAGAAUAUAGCUAUGAUCGAGGCAAAGAGAAACCACAAAGAAUGGUGGUUAAACCAAGAGCUUUGCCAACUCAUUUGCUAUAUCAUCGAAAGGAAACGAUCAGUUCUGAUCGUCGCCCGCGCUCAAUCGUCGGUUAUCCGGAUGGUCAAAGUCCGACUUUUUCUCUCAGAACCACUCCAAGAAUGAUCAAGAAAUCCCGGGAUUCUUUGGUGUUGGAUGGGAUGAAUGGUACGAGCGAUGGAUCACCGGGGAGAGCCUCUCUACACGCGAAUUUCCUCUUUCCACCGUCUGGUGAUUAUCAACAGCACAUGCGAAAAAGUGUUUCCACUCCAUCAUUACCCGGUCCAUCGAAUCUCUCGUCAGUGAUGGGCCCACGAAUCACCGAGUAUCACAGCUACAGUAUGCGAUCGACAAUGCCAUUGCACGAUCUACAGGGAAAAGAAACUCUAAUUUGGGAUGAGAUGCGCAGUUGUGGUCUCUCCGAGUAUGUGCAAGUGAUGAUUGAAGAGGAGAUCGAUUAUGAGACAUUUUUCGCUCUCUCUUGCGAGGAUCUCAACAAAAUGAACAUUCGUGAUAAAGAGACGAUCGACUCGAUAAUUGAUAUACAAAAUCGUUUAGAGAAAAAGGGUUAUUCGUUUUAUAGC
Messenger RNA from Mesorhabditis belari, 2241 nucleotides. Lineage: Eukaryota; Metazoa; Nematoda; Chromadorea; Rhabditida; Rhabditidae. The record is from the annotation of a GenBank genome assembly.